AUGGCAUCAGUUGGUAAGAUGGGCUUGCAAAAGUAUUUACUACAAUUGCAGCAACACCCUUUGAGAACCAAGGUGAUAACAGCGGGAAUUUUGUCGGCGAUUAGUGAUAUAGUCGCGCAGAAGCUUUCGGGCCUUCCGAGGCUCCAGCUCAAACGCCUUCUUCUGAAAGUGAUUUUUGGGGCCGCAUAUCUAGGUCCAUUCGGGCAUUUUUUUCACAUUGCGCUCGAUAAAAUAUUCAGAGGAAGGAAGGAUAAAAAGACUGUAGCAAAGAAGGUGGUGCUCGAGCAACUUACAUCUUCACCUUGGAACAACUUGCUUUUCAUGCUAUAUUAUGGGUUUGUUAUCGAAGCUACUAAGCUAGUUAGACAGUUUUCUGAUCUGAUUCUGAUGAAAUUUUAUCUUCACCUACAUUCUAUUACAUGCACAGGCAGACCUUGGAUCCAUGUAAAGUCUAAAAUUAAGAAAGAAUAUCCAACUGUCCAGUAUACGGCAUGGACUUUUUGGCCUGUGGUUGGAUGGGUGAAUCAUCAAUAUGUGCCGCUACAGUUCCGAGUUAUUGUCCAAAGUGUCGUUGCCUGUUUU
Striga asiatica is the source of this 582-nucleotide messenger RNA. Lineage: Eukaryota; Viridiplantae; Streptophyta; Magnoliopsida; Lamiales; Orobanchaceae. The record is from the annotation of a GenBank genome assembly.